AAUUCAUAUUUCACAAUGGCCGAUAAGAACAACGAGAUCGAAAUCGAAAUCGAGUCCACUGACCAGGUAGGAAUUCGCGAGGUGGCUACCAAUACAGAUGACUUGACCGACGCUUUUGGCUCCGUCGGAGGUGCCUCCACUUCAUCCUACCACAACAACAGCUACGGCAGUGGCGCCAUUGGCCAACUGGCCAACUCCAAUGGCUAUGGCUCCUCCGCGUCCAGCUACCACAAGUACGUGGCCAAGAUGGUCACAGAUCGUCAUGCUGCGGAGUAUAAUAUGCGGCACAAGCAUCGCGGCAUGGCGAUCAUCUUCAACCACGAACACUUCGAUGUGCCCACCCUGAAAUCGCGAGCGGGCACCAAUGUGGACUGCGAGAAUCUGUCGCGUGUGCUGAAGCAGCUGGACUUUGAUGUGACAGUGCACAAGGAUUGCCGCUACAAGGAGAUCUUGGGUGCCAUCGAGUAUGCGGCUUCACAGAACCACGAGGAUAACGACUGCAUCCUGGUGGCCAUUCUAUCGCACGGAGAGAUGGGCUACAUCUAUGCCAAGGACAUGCAGUACAAGCUGGACAACAUUUGGAGCCUCUUCACUGCCAAUCACUGCCCCACCUUGGCGGGCAAGCCCAAGUUGUUCUUCAUCCAGGCCUGCCAGGGUGAUCGCCUCGAUGCGGGCGUCACCAUGCAACGCGGUCGCACCGAGACCGACGGUGACUCGUCCAUGAGCUACAAGAUACCCAUCCACGCCGAUUUCCUCAUCGCCUACUCCACCAUCCCGGGCUUCUACUCGUGGCGCAACACCACACGUGGCUCCUGGUUCAUGCAGAGCUUGUGCGCCGAGCUGGCCGCCAACGGGAAACGACUGGACAUGCUCACCUUGCUGACGUUCGUCUGCCAGCGUGUGGCCGUCGACUUCGAGUCCUGCACCCCCGACACCCCCGAGAUGCAUCAGCAAAAGCAAAUUCCCUGCAUUACCACAAUGCUAACGCGCAUUUUGCUGUUCAGCGAUAAGCAGAAAGCACCGGCCGGACGUGUUUAGGAUGCUGACUCACACCUUGAUUGCUGGUUUAGGUAUCGGUGGAGCAUGCGGGCGGCAUGCGGCGGUGUGAUAUUUAAUUGCAGAUUUGCUAGUAUCAAUAAUUACUCAACGACCGACUCUCUCUCUCUCUCCGUCUCUCUAUAACUAUAAAUAUUAGCAAAUAUUUUAUACAACUAGCUGUAGCUUCUAUGUAUUUGCCAGCUCCUGCCAUGUCUUUGUCCAAGUCCACGUCCAUCUGUCUGUCCCUAAUACUUAAGCGUAAUGUUUUAAUCUGUUCUACUUACACACUAUUUUUUAUAACCUGCAUUUGCAACUUAAUCCUCAUAUUUACUCUAUAUACUUUAAGGACAAAUUAUAAAUAAAAGUUUUUACCAAGCAAAUUGAGCAUUUAUCUUUGUCUCCCACUGAAUC
Drosophila albomicans is the source of this 1449-nucleotide messenger RNA. It is a transcript of the gene Drice, whose product is annotated as caspase. Gene Ontology annotation, cellular component: cytoplasm. Lineage: Eukaryota; Metazoa; Arthropoda; Insecta; Diptera; Drosophilidae. Gene Ontology annotation, biological process: apoptotic process; proteolysis. The coding region runs from base 16 to 1038 and encodes 340 amino acids. The record is from RefSeq and is a predicted model, not a curated record. The transcript has a single exon.